Molecule: messenger RNA, 3015 nt
Organism: Arabis nemorensis
Lineage: Eukaryota; Viridiplantae; Streptophyta; Magnoliopsida; Brassicales; Brassicaceae
Source: the annotation of a GenBank genome assembly
AUGAUCAUGUCGAGCCGCCUUUUUAGCUCUCUACUCUUUGUUCUUCCUCUUAUCUACUUGGUCUGUACUGUAUCUGCUUCUCCUACUCUUCAUCCAAAUGAAGUGGAAGCACUUAAGGAUAUCGCAGCGACACUCGGUGUGAAGUACUUGAACCUAAGUGAAGAUCCAUGUCUAUCAAAGACUCUAGUGAUAACUCAAGAUGUUCUCAAGGAAGGGCAAAACAGCACAAUCAAAUGUGAUUGUCAUUUCAACAACAAUAACACUUGUCAUAUCACACACUUUAUCCUUAAGACAUUCAGUCUCCCGGGUAGAUUGCCACCAGAACUUUCCAAACUUCGAUAUCUUGAAUCGAUUGACUUGUGCCGUAAUUACCUUUAUGGCUCAAUUCCUAUGGAAUGGGUUUCACUGCCUUACCUCAAAUCUAUCUCUGUUUGCGCGAAUCGCUUAUCUGGAGACAUUCCUAAAGGAUUGGGGAGAUUUAUUAACCUCACUCUCUUAGGUCUUGAAGCCAAUCAAUUCUCUGGAACUCUCCCUAAGGAACUCGGGAACCUGGUCAAUCUAGAAGGAUUAGCACUUUCUUCUAACCAAUUAGUUGGAGGCGUACCCAAGACAUUAGCAAGACUAACAAAUCUGACUAAUCUCCGUUUCAGCGAUAAUCGCCUUAACGGAUCCAUCCCAGAGUUUAUAGGGAACUUAUCAAAACUUCAAAGAUUAGAACUAUACGCGAGUGGCCUAACCGAACCUAUUCCGGAAUCCAUUUUUCGUCUAGAGAAUUUGAUCGACCUGAGGAUCAGUGACACAACUACAGGAGGACUGGGACAAAUUCCUCUUAUUACUAGCAAGAAUCUGAAAUUCUUGGUUCUAAGAAACAUGAACUUAACAGGACCAAUCCCAACUAGUCUCUGGGAUCUUCCCAAUCUCAUGACUCUAGAUCUUUCUUUUAAUAGACUGACUGGAGAAAUACCAGCAGAUGCGAGCGCGCCAAAAUAUACAUAUUUGGCUGGAAACAUGUUGUCUGGAAAAGUUGAAUCAGGACCUUUCCUUACUGCAAGCACCAAUAUUGAUCUUUCCUAUAAUAACUUUACAUGGUCUCCAAGCUGCAAAGAGAGGAAGAAUGUUAACACAUAUGAGAGCUCACGUUCAAGAAACAGUCUAACCAGAAUUCUUCCAUGUUCUGCCAUAAACAGUUGUCAAAAUUAUAGUAGGUGGGUUCAUAUAAACUGUGGGGGACCUGAUGUAAUUAUCGAAAACUCCCGAGGGAAGUUUCUAUAUGAGGGUGAUAACUAUGGACUUACCGGUUCAGCUACGAACUAUCAUGGGAAAAACUGGGGAUUUAGCAAUACUGGUGACUUUAUGGAUGAUGCAAUAACAGAAGAUACAUACUCAGUUUCAUCAGAAUCUACAGUAUCAGCAAAAUAUCCUGAGCUUUAUCAAACAGCUCGACGUUCUCCAUUGAGUUUGGCUUACUUUGCCUUUUGUAUUGAAAAUGGAAGCUACAAUGUGAAACUCCAUUUCGCCGAGAUUCAGUUCUCAGAUGAGGAACCAUACGCUAGACUAGCGAAACGGGCUUUUAACAUUUACGUUCAGGGGAAGUUGAUUUGGGAGGACUUCAGCAUUAGAGAUGAGGCUAAUGGAACUCACAAGGAAGUUAUAAGAGAAGUGAACACGACCGUGAACGAUAAUACUUUAGAGAUAAGGCUUUAUUGGGCAGGGAAAGGCACGACGAUUAUUCCUCGAAGAGGGAACUAUGGCUCUCUUAUCUCUGCAAUCUCAGUCUGUCCCAGUUCUGAAUCUGAAUGUGGUGUUCCAGUGGAGAUUCUUCCAGUCACAAAAGAACAUAGACGACGAAAAUAUCCUCUCAUUCUCGGUUUAACAUCCAUGGUACUCUCUCUUGCUUUCUUGAUUUUGGGCGCACUCUAUUGGAAGAAAUGUAUCAGGGAUGCACACGCAGGAAAAAGAGGUUCCUUCAGUUUGAGGCAACUAAAAGUUGCAACUGACGAUUUUGAUCCUUUAAACAAGAUUGGAGAAGGCGGUUUCGGAUCUGUAUACAAGGGGAGAUUACCGGAUGGUACAUUGAUUGCGGUAAAGAAGCUAUCUGCAAAAUCAUGUCAAGGCAACAAAGAGUUUGUAAACGAGAUCGGUAUAAUCGCUUGCCUGCAGCACCCGAACCUUGUGAAGCUUUACGGAUGCUGUGUUGACAAAAACCAGCUUCUUCUUGUUUAUGAAUACUUGGAGAACAAUUGUCUUGCUAAUGCAUUAUUUGGGAAAAGCUGCCUCAAACUAGAAUGGGGAACAAGACACAAAAUAUGCUUAGGAAUCGCGAGAGGGCUUACGUUUCUCCACGAAGAAUCUACGGUUAAGAUCAUUCACCGAGACAUCAAAGGGACAAAUAUAUUGCUUGAAAAGGAUCUAAACUCAAAGAUCUCGGAUUUCGGGUUAGCUAGGCUCCAUGAAGACGAGAAGAGUCACAUUACCACUAGAGUUGCAGGGACAAUAGGAUAUAUGGCUCCUGAAUAUGCAAUGAGAGGUCACCUAACAGAAAAGGCAGAUGUAUACAGCUUCGGUGUAGUAGCAAUGGAGAUCGUUAGCGGAAAGAGCAACGCAAACUACACGCCGGACAACGAAUGUUGCGUUGGCCUUCUCGAUUGGGCGUUUGUGCUACAAAAGAAAGGAGAUUUUGCAGAGAUUCUAGAUCCGAAGCUGGAAGGAGUGUUCAAUGCUAUGGAAGCAGAGAGAAUGAUAAAGGUUUCACUUUUAUGCUCUAACAAGUCUCCGACAUUAAGACCAACCAUGUCGGAAGUUGUGAAGAUGCUUGAAGGGGAGAAAGAGAUUGAACAGAUUGUUAACGAUCCUGGAGUGUACGGAGAUGAAUUGAGGUUUAAGCGAUCGUCGGAGAUGGGAACAUCGUCUUUAACUUCUGAUUAUCUCGUGUCGAUUCCUUCGUCAUGUGAAUCUGCUUACGAUCUGUACCCUCUUAGCCCUGAAUCCAUGGUCUUCUCUAGACCGUUAGAGUAA